GAUUUAUGUCUGUCAUGCGUUGUACUUGAAAUAAAUAAGCCACCUCAUGGUCCUUCAAGAAUUAUCAGAGAUCAAAGAUCGUACAUUGAUUACACGAGCGCUCUUAGAUAACAGCUGCUUUUUGUACAUUCUCAACUAAGUUGUUAGAAACGGCGGCGUGAGUUGAGCGUAAUAUGUCAUUCACAAAAAUGGAAAUCACUAAAAAGGCAUACUUUGGUGGCUGUCACUGUGGAGCGGUUCGAUUCCAAUGCUGGGCACCAGAAACAAUACUGGUUCUUGAAUGCAAUUGCAGUAUUUGCUUUGUGAAACACAAUACUCAUUUUAUUGUACAUGAAUCAAAUAUGGAAAUACUCAAGGGAGAAGAAAACUUAACCACAUAUCGAUUCAACACCAUGACAGCAAAACACAUGUUCUGCAAAAUCUGCGGAGUACAGAGUUUCUAUGUCCCUCGUUCAAACCAAGAUUCUUAUGGCAUCAAUCCUCGCUGUUUGGAUUCUUAUGAGUCCUUAUCAAUGAAAACUGAAUAUUUUGAUGGCAGACAUUGGGAAACGUCUUUUUCUGAGAAGGCCCCACAGUCAUUUAAGUAACAAACUAUGCUCACUUAACCUCAAAGCAUUCAGAUUACUCUGCCAAAUGUAAUUAAUGCUUAUUUAUCCACAUUUAUUUUCAAUUAAUCAUGUAUUAUCUUGAAGCUUUAACAUUUUGAUGAUGUGAUUGUAUAUUUCUAGAACGACAU
Octopus sinensis (East Asian common octopus) is the source of this 736-nucleotide messenger RNA. Its product is annotated as centromere protein V. The transcript is spliced from 5 exons. The coding region runs from base 174 to 587 and encodes 137 amino acids. The record is from RefSeq and is a predicted model, not a curated record. Gene Ontology annotation, molecular function: carbon-sulfur lyase activity. NCBI's taxonomy places the organism in Eukaryota, Metazoa, Mollusca, Cephalopoda, Octopoda, Octopodidae.